AUGUUUCAUCUGACGCUCAUUUUCACUACUUUUGGUACUCUUGCUGCCAUCAAACGCAGUAACGGAGCUCAACAGCAUCUCAUGGCCGCUACUGACUCUCUGCUGGAAGCCAUCGAAAAGACCGAGGAUGCUAUCGAUGACCAAAUGCUGGCGGUCCUUGAGGGCUCUGUCAAUGGGAACCGCGCCGUGCCCAUCGAUUUCGCCCAGCACAUGUCUUCCCUCCUCAGCCAGCCCUCGUCCUCAGAGGCAGAGGCCCCACAACAAGAAAGGGUCAGUGGCUCAGGAGUGGCUUUGGAUGUCACCAACAUCAUUCUUCUCCUCGGGAUGCUCCUAAUGGGAGUCGCCCUAGGCGUCGCUGCUGUGGCUUAUCGCGAGAAGGUAAUCACAUGCUUGGAAGCUCUACCGUUGGGCAAGAGGACCAGAAAGUUCUACAUGUCUCGCCGCGAGACAUUCCGGAAAGCAGCCGUUAACCCUCCCUUCCUCCACGCCGCACCAAUGACGGAGUCUCCAGUCGAAAGCGCCUGA
Molecule: messenger RNA, 525 nt
Organism: Perkinsus marinus ATCC 50983
Lineage: Eukaryota; Perkinsozoa; Perkinsida; Perkinsidae
Exons: 6
Coding region: 1-525 (174 amino acids)
Source: RefSeq, a predicted model, not a curated record